Aedes albopictus (Asian tiger mosquito) is the source of this 1440-nucleotide messenger RNA. RefSeq lists its product as uncharacterized. NCBI's taxonomy places the organism in Eukaryota, Metazoa, Arthropoda, Insecta, Diptera, Culicidae. The record is from RefSeq and is a predicted model, not a curated record. Bases 1 to 1440 code for a protein of 479 amino acids. The transcript has 3 exons.
AUGGAUGGCACAGUGGGUAAUGUGAUGCAUACGCCGUCGGUUUCUGAUCAGAAGAAGAAAAAGCAACACAACAUCAUGGAUCAGAAGAUGAACGAGUUUGAGUUCCGCCGACAAGCUGUCACGUCGAAGCUGCAGCGAAUACAGCUGGUACUUGACAAGCCAGAGGAAAUCACAGUUCAUCACUUGGACACCUAUCUGCGACGAGUGGAUGCCUGCUAUGAUGAGUUCAACAUCCUACAGAACGAGAUUUAUGCUACGUUUCCUGAUCAACGAGUUCAGCAGGAGAAACAAUUCAUAGAAUUCGAGCAGCUCUAUGAAGGUAUUCGAGUGGCGAUUUGCUCUGCUGUGGAGGCAUAUCGAAUGCAACAAGUUGCUGCUGUUCGACCCCGGUUGGCCGAUGCCGCGGUUGCCGGCGAACAACAACCAGUGAUUGUUAAUCAACCGGCCGGACUACCAGCUGUCCCUCUACCAACCUUCGAUGGGACAUACGAAAGGUGGUUCAGAUUCAAACAGCUCUUCCAGGAUUUGAUGCAAAAACAUCCCGGAUUGUCUGACGCAACCAAAUUGCAUUACUUGACGCAGUCACUGAAGGGAAAGGCGGAGAACGUAAUCAGUGAGCAGAUACUGAAUGAAAACAAUUUCCAAGCAGCCUGGAACUUGUUAGAAGAGAGGUUCGAGAAUAAAAGGACGAUCAUCGAUAUUCACGUUGGUGGUCUUCUCAACCUAAAGAAGAUGAAUAAGGAGUGUUCAUCAGACUUGAGGCAGCUUGUAGAGGAGUGCAGUCGUCACGUUGAGGCCUUGGAAUUCCACGAUCAACAUAUGGAGGGUAUGUCCGAGCAGCUGGUGGUUUCACUGUUGACGUCCAAGCUUGACAAGGCCACGUUGAGCCUCUGGGAAAGCACCAUCACACCAAAAGAACUGCCAGACUACACGGACACCAUGCAAUUUCUGCGCAACCGUUGCUUUGUGCUUGAACGCUGCGAGGCAGAUACACAUCUGUUCUGUGAAAUGACGCUACCCGAGAGAAUUGCGAUGGUCAAAGAGAAGCAACUUUGUUUCAACUGCCUAAAGCGAGGCCACAGAGUAGGCCAGUGCAAGUCCAGGGUCUGUACGGUAGCUGGUUGCGGAAGAAAACACCAUACGCAGCUGCAUAGUGAGGUUCCAGUGCCGGCGGAGAAGGCUGCUGAAGGAAGUGUUCCGGAGACGAAGAAGGAACCGCCCACCCAACCCGAACAAACAACGUCAGCUGUCACCUGCACCAGUUUCACCGGAAAAUCUGUACAACCGAACAAAAACGAAGUGAUUCUGUCGACGGCCGUAGUGCAAAGAACUGCAGCCGAAGUUAAAUCAUCCUGCAACGAGUCGUCGUGGAGUCUGGAGUUCCUGAUAGUGCCACAGGUUACUGGCGUUCUUCCGUUGCAGAAACCUUGCCCGACCUGA